Cylas formicarius (sweet potato weevil) is the source of this 1470-nucleotide messenger RNA. RefSeq names its product alpha-1,3/1,6-mannosyltransferase ALG2-like. The record is from RefSeq and is a predicted model, not a curated record. Lineage: Eukaryota; Metazoa; Arthropoda; Insecta; Coleoptera; Brentidae. Gene Ontology annotation, molecular function: GDP-Man:Man(1)GlcNAc(2)-PP-Dol alpha-1,3-mannosyltransferase activity; alpha-1,3-mannosyltransferase activity. The transcript has a single exon. The coding region runs from base 22 to 1287 and encodes 421 amino acids.
UUGCGUAAUCGCGCAUUUCGAAUGGAAGUCGCGACGCGGGAGCCUACGGCGCCCGCCGUCGCCCCCAAGGGACACGUGGUCGUUCUACACGUGGGCCUCGCGAAAAACAGAGGAGAUCGGUACAUUCUAAACCUAGCGCUCGCGUACCACGAAAUAGGGUAUCGAGUGACCGUCGUUACGGACCGGUUCAGCAAAUCGGAAACCUCGAGUUACUUGGACGGAUUCUCGGAUAAGAUCGAGGUGCGGUUCUCCGCGUGGUGGGUACCGCGAAGCCUGCUCGGCCUAUUCAAGAGCAGUAUGGCAGCGCUUAAAGCGGCCCUGAUGGCGUUCCGGGUGAUAUUCAGUCCGCCCGAACCCAAACCGGACGUGGUACUUCUCGACACAAGUAUGGUGGCGUUGUGUAUCCUCCGGGUGUUCACCAAGCACCGGUUAUUUUACGUCGCCGGCUUCGAGGAGUUGAGAAACAACGAUGCCUGUUACGAGCACUCCCGCUAUUAUCCGAACUUGCUCGAAGCGAAAUGGGUGAAGAUGGCGGACGAAGUGAUCGUUGAAACGUCCGGGUUCGUGGAAAUUUUCAAAAAGUCGUAUCCGUCGGUUACGAGGAGACCCCUGGUUCUGUACCCUUCGGUGGAUCUAGGCCUACGUACCGAACCAGAAAUGGAUGUGCGCAGAAUAAUACCUGACCUGCUGGAUAACACUGUCAUCUUCCUCUCCGUCGGCAAGUACCGCAGAUCGUCCAAUUUUAAGUUAGCCAUGGACGCGUUCGAGGUCCUGCUUGAGCUGAUACACGACAAACCGGUGACGCAGAGGUUUCAGCUGGUGAUCGCAGGGGAUUGCAAGAGUGCGCAGGAGAAUGCGUGGUACCGGGAGUUGAGGGAGUUGGCGAAGGAAAAAAUAUGCGCGUCACAGAUAACGUUGCUUAAGAGGUUACCAACGGUGCACGAGAAGACGCUCAUAGCGGAAGCGGCCAUAGUUAUUCAUCCGGCCAAGAACGACGUCCAGUCGGACUUUGUCCUCAAGGCGAUGUGUCUGGGCAAACCUAUAGUCGCGACCAAUAAAGGUAUAGCGUCGAAGAUCUUGGUCAACAAGAUAUCAGGUGUGACGACAGAGUCGGAAGCGUACGCCGUGGCCGAGGUGUUGAAGAAGUUGAUGGUCAGUCCGCACCUGCAGGUGUUUAUGGGCGACAUCGCUAGGGACGCGUUUCGGAAGAGUUACUCGUUCGAGAGCAUGUGCGAGAAACUCCGCGCCAUCAUGGGACGCGCGCAAGGGUCGGGCGCAGGGGAAUAAUAAUAGGGGUCGAAAUAAAUUUUGGUUAGUAAGACGUGUGGUGGUUACCUUGCAGUUUUACGUCGUUGGGGCGCUUGUUGGAAGCGUUGGUGAUGGGUUUGGGCGGCUCGUGGGUACCGAUGAGCUCUGAAAAAGAAAUGCGCGUAGGUGGGGCGAACGAUUGUGAACUGCAGUUUUUUUCUG